Rubroshorea leprosula is the source of this 3747-nucleotide messenger RNA. Lineage: Eukaryota; Viridiplantae; Streptophyta; Magnoliopsida; Malvales; Dipterocarpaceae. The record is from the annotation of a GenBank genome assembly.
AAUUGAGCCUACUCAAAGAACCGAGCUCGAAGAGAGAACCAGAGUUCUUGAAAUGGCAAUGGGUAAAAUCCUUGCUCGCCUGAUCCCUGAUGACCCCUUGAUUCCUUUGUUGAACAGGGAUGCACAGCUGGCUGCGGUUGUUGCAACUCAAAACUCCCCUACUCUGAGCAACAUAGUAGUGCCGACCAAACCAAGGGGAAGUGGGAAGCUAAAUAACGAGCAUAGCUCGUCCAAACAUAGUGAAGAACUGAUAAGAAAGAACGUAGACCUUGAAAGGCAACUGCGAGACGUACAAAAAUUCAUUGACGAGCUGAAAAGUCCCAGGUCACACCAACAGACCCUUGAUUUGGAUAGCGCCCCACUAAACCUAUCCAUCACAACAAAACCGUGUCAAGAGGGGUUCAAAAUUCCCCACCUGGAGACGUAUGAUGGCUCAGGUGACCCGGAUGAGCAUCUGCACACCUAUCAGGCCAUCAUGAGAAUCCAAAAUGCCAAUGAUGCCAUGAUGUGCAAAGUGUUCCCAGCGACAUUGAAAUCAACAGCAAGAAGAUGGUAUCAUAAACUUCCCAAACAUUCUAUAGAUUCCUACUCUCAGCUCGCUAAGCUAUUCUCUAACAAAUUUGCGAGCCAAAAAGAGAUCAAGUGUACAGUGACUGAACUGAUGCAAGUUCAUAAAAAAGAAGGAGAAUCUAUGAGGGACUACAUGCAGCGAUUCAACAAGGCUACUUUAGACAUUGAUAACGUCCCCGAUACCAUCUGCUUGUCUGCCUUGCUGCAUGGCUUGAAGCAUGGUUGGUUCCUAGACGACCUGCUAGAAAACCCACCAAAGACGUGGAACGAAGUGAAUGACAGGUCGGCUAGCUUCAUACUGUCAGAAGGCUUCCAGUCGUCCAAGCGACGAGCUAAUGAUAAGCAGAGCAAAAGCCAUGAACAACCAUCGAGGAGAGAAGAAAGAAAAAGCAGAAAGUCAACGAGCAAUGGGGGAAGCCAGCUGACUUUCCAAAAAGACUGCCAACACUUGAAGGACGAGCUGGAGUUUUUAGCUCGCAAUGGGAAAUUAGAAGCAUAUGUGCAGAAGCCUUAUACCCAGCAACCAUCUCAAACUCACUUUGUGCAAGGAUAUGACCGACCUCAAGGGCAGAGGGGACGUCAGUUCAAUAGGCGAGGCCAAGGACAAAGAACUGCCACCCAGAACCAAAAAGAUAGGAAAGGGGUAGGCUAUACUGGGAUACCCCUGCCCUCUGGUACAAUAAAUAUGAUCUCGGGUGGUAUUCACUCAGGAGGUCAAAGCGCCCGCGGUCGUAAAGCAUAUGCACACCAGGUGUUCAUCGAUACUGGUAGCUCACCAGAUAUCUUAUACUGGAGCUGUUUUCAAAAGAUGCAACUGAAUCCCAGCUCGCUGCAAAAGUAUGAAGGGCCCAUAUAUGGGUUCGAUAACCAGCCUAUCCCGGUUGAGGGAGUUAUUACUCUUCCCAUAUGUGUGGGCUUAGAACCACGCUUCAAGAUGGCCUCUGUUAGCUUCUUGGUCAUCAAGAUGGAAUCAGCUUUCAAUGCUAUAUUAGGAAGAGCCACCCUAUGCGAGCUGAAGGUUGUCAUCUCCCAACCCCAUCUCGGUAUGAAAUUCCCAACUCUUCAGAGGGUCGGAGCGCUUAAGGGGAAUCAGAAGAUGGCCAGAGCCUGCUACCAAGACACUUUCAAGAAGGUCGAGCUCGCUGUGGCCCCGGCAGGUUUUGAAAAUCACAAGCCAACCCAGCUCGGCUUCAUAAGGAGAGUCGAAUACUCUGAGUGGGUGUCCAACCCUGUGCUCGUCAAAAAACCAAGCGGCAAGUGGAGGAUGUGUAUUGACUUCACCAACUUAAAUGAAGCAUGUCCAAAAGACCCUCAUCCCUUGCCGAAUGUGGAGAAGCUGGUAGAGAGGGCAGUUGGACAUGAGCGGAUGAGCUUCCUUGAUGCUAGCUUAGGGUACCACCAGGUUCAGUUACUGUUGGACGACCAGGAGAAAACAACAUUUUAUGCUGGUGACGCAAUCUACUACUAUGUUGUGAUGCCGUUCGAUCUGAAAAAUGUUGGCGUAAUAUAUCAGAAGCUGGUGAAAAUAAUCUUUAAGCUCCAGAUUGGCAGGAACAUAGAAGUAUAUGUGGAUGACAUGAUAGUCACCAGUGUGCGAGCUGAGGAUCAUAUAGACAACCUGAAUGAGACCUUUCAAAAUUUGCGCCGAGCCCAAAUGAAGUUGAAUCCCCUAAAAUGCACGUUCGCUGUAGAAUCAGGAAAAUUCCUAGGGACAGUAAAAGAUGUGCAGCGUCUGACGGGUCAUGUUGCUACGCUGCAUAGGUUCAUUGCCAGGUUGGCCGAAAAAUGCCUCCUGUUCUUUAAAGCCUUAAGAGAGCCCAAGAACUUUCAGUGGACUGAUGAAUGCCAGCAGGCAUUUGACGAGCUCAAGCAAUAUUUGGCAUCAGCACCUCUACUGUCCAAGCCUGUCAAGGGGGAAAGUUUACAAGGCGCAGAACAUAAUUAUCCACUAGCAGAAAAGGCUGCUUUCGCCCUGCUAUACUCAGCUCAUAAGUUGAGAGCUUACUUCCAAUCCCAUCAAAUUGUUGUCUAUACUGAUCUACCGUUAAGAAAGAUAUUGCAGAAACAGGAACUCUCUGGUCGGCUUAUCAGAUGGAGCGUCGAGAUGAGUGAGUACGACCUCAAAUUUCAGCCACGCACAACCAUAAAGGGCCAAGCUGUAGUGGACUUCCUAGUGGAGUGCCUCUUGGCGACGAUGGAAGAGAGGGCACCCGAACACCCAAUCUGGGUCUUGUAUGUAGAUGGAGGUGCUAACAUUGAAGGGUCGGGUGUUGGAGCUGUCAUUAAGGUGUUCAGUGAUUCUCAGCUCAUGGUAGGCCAAGGGAAUGGUAGCUGUGAAAUCAAGGAUCCUCAGCUUGGUCGUUAUGCCUUUGUGGUUAACCGAUUGAAGUCAAGAUUUGCCUCCUUCCAGAUCGACAAGAUACCCAGAACUACCUCGCUCAUUGAUUAUCUGCAAACUGGCGAGCUGCUUGAAGAUCCGUCCGCUGCAAAGUUGAUUAAACACAGGGCGGCACAUUUCACUUUGUUAGAUAAUCAGCUCUACAAACGAGCAGCCUCAAUGCCCCUAUUACGCUGCCUUAUUCCUUUUGAAGUUGAAUAUGCUAUGAGGGAAGUUCAUGAAGGAGUAUGUGGCACACACAUAGGUGGUAGAACUUUGGCUCGGAAACUCCUGAGGCAUGGUUAUUACUGGCCUAUUAUGGUUGAGGACGCACAGAACUACGUCAAAAAGUGCCUGACCUGCCAGUUCAAUGUUGAUGAUAUUCACAUGCCAGUCUGUGGCUUAGCUCGGUCAUUUGUGUAUAGGUUCGGCAUACCUAAACGGAUCAUCGCUGACAAUGGUCCACAGUUUCGAGCCGCUACAUUGAGCUCGUUCUGCAAUGACUAUGGCAUUGAGCUCGCCUUGACCUCUGUAUAUACCCCACAAUCAAAUGGACAAGCCGAGUCCGCCAAUAAAAUCUUCUUGCGAGGCCUCAAGACGCGUGUAUUAGCCACACAUUCUAAUUGGGUAGACAAGCUGAAUAAAGUGCUCUAGUCGUGUCACACUACACCCAGCUCGGCUACAGGUGAAACCCCAUUUAGCCUCGCCUAUGGAGCUGAGGGUGUUAUCCCUGUAGAGGUUGGAUUGCCAUCCGACAGAUCAGAUUGCCAUGACGAUCUUAAUAAUGAGCAACUUUUAAG